AGUUUUGCCUGACAAGUGACUUUACUUUUGAAGAGUAAGCGACCUCCCGACCAAAACAGUGAAAUGUAAACCAGUGUCAAGAUGUCUCAACAAGUAUCGCAACACUGACUGUCAGCUUAUGUUCAUUUUUAAAAAAGAAUUGAGGUUUAUAUUUACUACUGCCAAAAAUGGACUUCUCAGGUGUCCCUUUCGGAGAUGAAAUAUUAGGUUUUAGUGGAACAAAUGCUUUCAAUGAAGAAAAUGCAGCCUACACAGAAAUGUUUGGAACAGAAGGAGGAGAGGCAUUUCAGGGAGGAGAUGAAUUCGCACAUGCCACUCCUGAAGAUUUUGCUAAUGGUGGGGAUUACCAAGAAAGUAGGACAGUUUUGAUUGAUGGUGGCGAUCGUUUUGGUGUUUCAACACUUGCUGUUGAUACUCGUGAAGAAUUAGUUUGGGUUGGUAACAAUGGGGGCCAUGUGACUUCGUAUUACAGCUCAGAACUAAUGAAGUAUACUUCGUUUCAAGUACAUGAUACAGAGGAGAUAAGAGAUAUUCUGUCAAUAGAGCCAGGUAUUCUUGUUCUUACUCCCACAUCGCUUCAUCUACGAACAAGACAAGGAAUGCACACCCUAGUUCAUACAUCUCCUCAGUUAGAGAACAUGCAGUGCAUGUUGCAGUUGGCAGAUAACUUUAAUCAUAGGCUUUUAAUGGGAGGGCACCAAAGUACCUUAAUUGAAUAUGACUUGAUGCGUUUUGAAGAGACUGUUUUGCAUGAUGUAGGUGAAAAUGGAUGUGCCAUUCUUCGUGAUCAUCCAAGGUUUGUGUGUUGUGGUGAUGUUUCUGGGAGAAUCAGCUUGAAAGAUCCGAGGACCAUGCGACAGGAGCAUUCCUUUCAAGCACAUAGUGGCAUUCUUUCAGAUUUUGAUGUUUUAGGAAAUUAUAUCGCAACCUGUGGGUUCUCAAACAGAAUGUGUCAGGUCGUCCCAGAUCAGUUUGUUAUGGUGUUUGAUCUUAGAAUGAUGAAGUUUUCUCUUCCCUUGAGAGCUGUGGCCCCACCAACAUUUUUACGAUUUAUGCCUGGGUUAUCCUCAUGUCUUGCUGUUAUUGGACCACAGGGCCAGUGGCAGCUAAUGGAUGCUGGACGACCAGACAGUGCUAUAAUUGGCCAUUACCAUGCAAACAUUGCUCCAACAGGUGAUAUAACUUCCCUUGAUGUAUCAACUUCAUCACAAGCAAUUGUCAUGGGGGACAACUGUGGAUCAUUGCAUCUUUUUACAUCUUGUACCAAGCCAGUCUUCAACAAUUUUUCACAGGAGACCACACUACCUGAUGUCCCAGAGCAGACUCAAACAAUGCCAUUAACAGAUGUGACGAGCUCUUUGUCAUCUGUUCCCAUUUUUUAUCCAAGUAGCCCAAUGUUGUCUGAUUGGCCUGAGCAAUAUAUGAAGGUGCGAUACAGGUCAACACCCCCCGUGGAUGCUGAAGUCCUUCAAACUAUGAAACUUGUUGGACCAAUUGGUUAUGCACCUAAUUUACAUAAUAAGAAGAGGAAUCAAGUGGAAUAUAAAUUCAGUCGAAACAAGGGACCAAAGUCCAGUCAGAAUGAAAAUGUGAUUGUUAAAACAGAAGAUGGAAUUACAGUGCAUGUUCCUUGGCGAUAUCGUAAAAUGGAGAUAAAAUACAGCAAGCUUGGCAUAGAUGAUUUUGACUACGACCAGUAUAACAGAACUUGUUUCUCAGGGUUGGAUAAUUCACUGCCAAAUUCUUACUGCAACCCAAUGAUACAGAUGUUUUACUACAUUUCACCUUUGCGAGCUCUUGUGAUGUCACACUUGUGUGAACGAGAGUUUUGUCUAGUUUGUGAAUUGGGUUUCCUAUUUCACAUGCUGGAUGUUAGUAUGGGGCAAGGCACACCUUGCCAUGCCUCAAACUUCCUCAGAGCAUUUAGAACCAUUCCUGAAGCAUCUGCAAUGAGCCUGACGUUGUCAGAUCAAGAUAGUCGAGCAAAAAUUAAUUUUGCAACAAAAAUUCAGAGCUGGAAUAGAUUCGUGUUGCAGCAGCUUCAUACUGAGACUUUAGUGGAAAAAAUGACAGAUGAUAGUCAUUUGUAUUCCUUGGCUGAUGGGCAAAGCAUUCAGCAUCAAGCACAAGUGGCUACUGUUGAUGAAAAUCAAGUGGAAGGAGAAAAAACAGAUGAAGAGAAAAAAAUUGAACAUCAAGACAAGCAAGAGUUUUCUCCAGUUGCAGACAUUUUUGGGUCACAUGCAAUAAGCAUAAAUCGUUGCACACGUUGUUGUCAUGAAAUUCAUAAAGAUACUACAUCUCUUCUUGUUAACCUCUCAUAUCCAGAAGUAAAUGGAGAUUCCCCACCUGGCUUCAUUCCGUUUUCAAGCAUAGUAGAAAGAAGCAUGGGCUUGGAACAAACUAGGCAAGCAUGGUGUGAUUCAUGCACAAGAUACCAACCCAUUGAGCAGUGGAGACGUUACAGGACUUUACCAAAUAUUCUGGCUACGAAUUGUGGCCUAGAUAGUGCCCAGGAUAUUAAAUUUUGGCGGAAUCAGUUUGAAAUAUUGUUGACUGAGGUGAAAGAGAAGCAGAAAGAGGAGAAAAAGAAUGCUGAAGUUAAAAAAGAUAGUGAAGACAAAGAAAAUAAAAAUGACCGUUCAGCAGCUGUUACAGGAAGUCCAUCAACACCUUCAAAAAGAAAUGCAUAUCCUGAGAGUCCUGCGCAGCACACACCUAAUGCACGCCCUUGUAGAUAUGGUACUUCAUGCACUCGUUCUGAUUGCCGUUUUGGACAUCCAGGACGGGAUACUGCAGAUGGUCAGCAGCCUGCUCACAUAUUAAGCUUACUGGAUCAAACAAUGGAGCAUUCUUGGGUUCCAUUUGGCAUGAGGGCAAAGCUUAAUGAAAAUGGAACAGUAAAUCUUAAAGAUAUACCAAAAGCUAAGCUUGAAGAAUUGGUUGAUAAUGAAGAUGGAGUUGUCUAUGAACUUGUAGGGGUAGUUUCUCACAUUGGAGAUCCUCGCUUUCCAGACAAAAAUAACUUGGUGGCAUGUAUCAAAGUGGGCCCUACAUAUCAUGUACGAGCCAAAGUGUCAUCUGUGUCACAUUGGUAUUUAUUUAAUGACGUCAGUAUUCAGCCAAUUGCUGCUGAGGAAGCAGUGUGGUUCCCAUGUGGUUGGAAAGUACCUUGUGUCCUGUAUUGGCAACGACGUCAUAUUCCUUCAGCGCUCGAAAAAAUAGAACCAGGUAAUCCAAUAACUAGUGAUGUUUUUGGAGAAGAUAAGUCACUGGCGCAAAGAGGAAGAAAACGAAUCACUUUUACACCUCUCACAGCAGAUGAAAUGCCAGGCGAAGGUGACUUGGUUGCAAUGGAUGCAGAGUUUGUUAAUUUACAUCAGGAAGAAGCAGAAAUUCGUAGCGACGGCACAAGAACAACUAUAAAGCCAUCUCAGAAGUCUGUCGCCAGAAUAACUUGCAUUAGAGGACAAGGACCAUUAGAAGGCACACCAUUCUUAGAUGACUAUAUAUCAACCCAGGAGCAGGUUGUUGAUUACCUUACUCAGUUUUCUGGCAUUAAACCUGGGGAUCUGGAUGCCAAUUUUUCACAGAAACACCUCACAACGCUCAAAUCAACGUACAUAAAGCUGCGGUACUUAGUUGACAAAGGUGUGAAAUUUGUUGGACAUGGAUUGAAAAAUGAUUUCCGAGUUAUCAACAUGACUGUGCCAGCAAAUCAGCUAAUAGACACUGUUCUCCUGUUCCACAUGUCACACAACCGGAUGGUGUCACUCAAGUUUCUUGCAUGGCAUUUUCUUAAAAUAAAAAUCCAAAGUGUUACACAUGACAGCAUUGAAGAUGCUAGGACAGCACUUGCACUGUAUCAGAAAUAUUGUGAAUUAAAAGCCAGUGGUGAUCUUGUCAUGGAGCUACAAAAUCUCUACGAAGCUGGGAAAAAGGCACAGUGGAAAGUACCUGGAGAAGAAGAAGAUGAAUAAAAGUUUAAAUAAUGUUUUAAGUAAUAGAGGAAGCUUAGGGGUGGUUAAGUAUUGGUGAAUGUUUGAAGAUGGUGUAUCAUUUUUGCGUAGAUGAUCGCCAUAUCCAAUAUUAAUGAUAGGUUGAUGUGUACGUAUAGAGAUUAUUUUAAUAAUAAGGUGGCUGAGGAUGAUUGACUACCAUCAGUUAUUGACAAAAAGGCAGUUUGAUACUUAAAAGUUGUUCAUGGUACAAAUUAUAUUUGGUUUUAAUGAGUUUUUCCUUUUGUACUUAAAGGAACUAUUACUAAUUUUAAUGUAAAUACAUCAAUACUGUAUCAAAUUUUAAUCUGUACAUAAAGUGCAAAUUACUCAGAAGUCAAAACAUUUGUGGUUUUGAAACACCUUUGUACAUUCUGUUUUUAUAAUUAAAAUAAAAUGUAUUUUUA
Macrobrachium nipponense is the source of this 4405-nucleotide messenger RNA. RefSeq names its product PAN2-PAN3 deadenylation complex catalytic subunit PAN2-like (gene PAN2). NCBI's taxonomy places the organism in Eukaryota, Metazoa, Arthropoda, Malacostraca, Decapoda, Palaemonidae. Gene Ontology annotation, cellular component: PAN complex; P-body. Bases 168 to 3980 code for a protein of 1270 amino acids. Gene Ontology annotation, molecular function: nucleic acid binding; poly(A)-specific ribonuclease activity; protein binding. Gene Ontology annotation, biological process: mRNA processing; nuclear-transcribed mRNA poly(A) tail shortening. The record is from RefSeq and is a predicted model, not a curated record. The transcript is spliced from 24 exons.